Molecule: messenger RNA, 1480 nt
Organism: Camellia sinensis
Lineage: Eukaryota; Viridiplantae; Streptophyta; Magnoliopsida; Ericales; Theaceae
Product: (S)-8-oxocitronellyl enol synthase CYC2
Source: RefSeq, a predicted model, not a curated record
UCACUUAUCACCUUUUCGAGCUCUCACAUCUCUUCUACACCGGUGUACAACUUCCUACAAACGCAAAAUGAGCUGGUGGUGGGCCGGAGCUAUCGGCGCUGCACGGAAAAAAAUUGAAGAACAUGAACGUCCCAAAACAUUUCAGAGUGUCGGACUAGUCCUCGGUGUCACCGGCAUUGUCGGUAACAGCUUGGCCGAAAUCCUCCCCCUCUCCGACACUCCAGGCGGCCCAUGGAAGGUGUAUGGAGUCGCUCGCCGCACCCGCCCCACCUGGAACGCCGAUCACCCGGUCGAGUACAUCCAAUGCGACAUCUCCAACGCCGACGACACGGUUACCAAGCUCUCUCCACUCACCGACGUCACCCACAUAUUCUACGUGACCUGGACCAACAAAUCCACCGAGCUCGAGAACUGCAAGGCCAACGGAGCCAUGCUUCGCAACGUUCUCAAGGCGGUGAUCCCAAACGCCCCCAAUCUCCGCCACAUCUGCCUCCAAACCGGCCUCAAACACUACGUUGGACCCUUCGAGGUCAUCGGCAAGGGGGUCCCGGUCCUGGCCCACGACCCGCCCUUCACUGAGGACAUGCCGAGAUUGAAUUUCCCCAAUUUCUACUACACCCUCGAAGACAUCCUCUUCGAAGAGGUGGCGAAGAAAGAAGGGUUGACAUGGUCAAUUCACCGACCUGGUACGAUCUUCGGGUUCUCUCCGUAUAGCAUGAUGAACAUCAUUGGAACACUCUGUGUAUACGCCGCGAUCUGCAAGUAUGAGAACAAACCCCUCAAGUUCCCCGGAACUAAGGCCGCUUGGAACUCUUAUCAAAUUGGGUCCGAUGCAGACUUGAUCGCUGAGCAAGAGAUAUGGGCCGCGGUGGAUCCUAACGCGAAGAACGAAGCGUUUAAUUGCAGCAAUGGGGAUGUGUUCAAGUGGAAGCACUUGUGGAAGGCUUUGGCUGAACAGUUUGAUGUGGAGUUCGUUGAAUUUGAUGAUGAGAGUGAGGAAGGAGUGAGCUUGGUGGAAAUGAUGAAGGACAAGGGUCCUGUUUGGGAGCAGAUUGUGAGAGAACAUGGAUUGGAGCCAACCAGGUUGGAGGAGGUUGGAGUGUGGUGGUUUGCGGACUCUAUGCUUGGAGUGGAGGGUUUGCCGGAUAGCAUGAAUAAGAGCAAAGAGCAUGGGUUCUUGGGGUUUAGAAACUCCAAGAAGUCAUUCAUUUCUUGGAUAGACAAAGUGAAGGCUUACAAAAUUGUUCCUUAAACAUGAGUUCUCACUAUCAGUUAUGUUAGUUGAGAACAUAAUGUAAAUAAUAAAAUUAAGUAGGUUGGUUGAGAAUAUAAAAUAAAUAAUAAAAUUAUUCAUUCCUUUAAUAGUUUAAACUUUUAAAUAAUAGUUAACAAUUUAAUAAUUACAAUGUUGUUUGCUAUAGGGUUGCAUUUGAUUUGUUUAGUGGGUAUCAUCCUAGUUGGUAUGUUCUAAUUAAGCCAU